AUUAUUUCGUAAAUAUCAUUUUACAUCUGCCUCUUGCAACGGAUUCGAAAAGCGACGCACAAAAUGGCACCGACCAAUCAGGGCCGAGAGUCAGCGUGUUGAACUCGCACGAGUGUGGGACGCUAAAAACAAAAAAGGACCGCUCAAUCGCCGAUUGUUGCCUGGCGGGAACGUGCACGAGCAUGCAGGAGCAUGCAGGGACGUGAAUUUGGCGUUGUUUAACGGAAGAAAUCGGCGUGAGAUGUGGAACUCACGAUACGAACCCGAUGACAGUCAGCAUCAUCGACGUUUCAACGGCGAAAUUUGAACGCUGAUCGCUUUUUCUCGUCCUCUGCAUCAAUAUUGCGCCAACGGUUGACAUCGCCACAGCACAGGGAAAAAUGGAAAAUGUAAACGGUCGAAAGAAGAGAGCCACGGAGAAGCCCGAUGAACAGGAGGCUAAACGUGCCAGACACACUGAGAAUAACAAUUCUGUUGAGUAUACAGCUGGAAAGGUGAAGAGCAUUCGCGUUCGCAACUUUAUGUGUCAUGAAGCCUUAGAGAUAGUGCUUAAUGAAAAUGUUAAUUUCAUUGUGGGACGCAAUGGCAGCGGCAAAAGUGCCAUACUGACAGCAUUAACCGUUGGACUUGGUGCAAGAGCAAAUAUCACGAGUAGAGGAACUUCUGUCAAAGAGUUUAUAAAGAAAGGCAAGACUUCGGCUACUAUUGAAAUAACAUUACUUAAUAAAGGAUGUGCUGCAUUCAAACAUGAUAUUUAUGGUGAUGCUAUCACAGUUGUACGUAUUAUUGGAACUUCCUCAACAUAUAAGAUCAAAAAUUGGAGAGGAGAAAUUAUCUCUACAAAACGGAUUGAAUUAGACAGUAUUAUAGACACAAUGAAUAUACAAAUCGAUAAUCCAAUCUGUGUUCUAAAUCAGGAUGUUUCAAGAACGUUUUUAGUUUCCUCUAAGGCUGAUGAAAAGUACAAUCUAUUUAUGAAAGCCACUCUUUUGGACAUCAUCAAAAAUAAUUAUAAAGAAGCUUUAGAAAUCUGUGAUGGCGAAUACGAGAAAUUGAAACUACAUUCUGAUACCUUGUUACAAGUAAAGGAGAUAGAUAAAUUAAAGGAAAAUAUACAUAGGUUAAAAGAAAUAGAUGCAUCACGAAUAGAAUUAAAUAAUCUUGAAAUGGAGUUUCAGUGGGCUAUUGCUAUAAUGGAGGAAUCUAAACUUCAUAAGAUAGAGAAAAAUUUAAAGAUGUGUGAAGAUAACUUGAAGGAACUUAAGAAUGUGGAAUUAUCUAUGGGAACAAAAGAUGAAGAGAUUGAUGUAAAAAUCAAAAAAGUGAAACAGGAAAUUCAGAAAGCAGAACAAGAAGUGAUAGACAGCACUGAAGCCUACAAUAGUGCAAAGCAAAAACACACUGCCGCAUGUGAAGCGCACUCUAAUAAGCAGCGCCAAUUGUAUUCUGUAACAAGUGCAAAAAAACGCUUGGAAGAUGAUAUUAAUUUGUUAAAAAAGGAAAUUCAAAAGUUAGAAAGCUCCAACAAUGAAGAAUAUAAUAAGAGAAAAGAAAUGACAGAGCGCCUAUCAAAGUUGGAAGAGAAACUGGAUGAAGUGGAAGCCUCAUUACGUACAAAGCAAACUGAAUUGAUGCACUUAGAAGCCGAUAAGCUGCGACUUUCGCAAGAUGUACAGUCUGCUAGAAAUGAAGUAGAUAAUUUCAAUAGGCACAUAGAUAAGAUCAAGAGAGAUUUAAAUGCAUUUGAACAACAAUCGGAUAAUGCAUUGAGUGUGUUUGGGCCAAACGUACCGCGUUUGUUAAGAAGAAUUGAAGAAGAAUAUAAGAAAAGACGAUUUAAGGAGAAACCACGUGGUCCUAUUGGUGCUUACAUAAAAGUGAAAGAUGCGUCUUGGACACCAGCAGUAGAAACUUAUCUAGGUUAUCGCAUGCUCAACUCAUUUUGUGUGGAUAAUAAUCAAGAUGCUAAGUUGUUGAAUAGUAUUAUGAAGGAAAUUUUCCACAAUCAGAAUACUCCUCAACUAAUAUGUAGCAAGUUUUUUUAUCAGGUUCACGAUGUUAGAUCACAUUGUACAUGGUCAUCACAGUAUUCUAAUCUCUUAGAGGCAAUGGUUAUAGAAGAUCCUAUUGUUGCUAAUUGCUUAAUUGAUCAAAAUCAGAUUGAAUGUGUACUCCUCAUACCAACGAGCAGCGAGGCUUGCGAGAUAAUGUCGGAUGCUAGGAAAGUGCCAAAUAAUUGCAAAAAAGCUUUCACCAAACAAGGUGACUUAUUUUAUCCCGAUCCAAAUUAUAAGACUUACGGCGGAAAGUGUGGCACCCGCGCCAAGUUCCUACAAGUUUCUACCAUGGAAGCGAUGCAAACACUGAGAGAAGACCUUCAGACAACAGAAAACAAAAAGCGGGAUGCUGUUACAGUAUAUAAUGCUGUAACUGAAAAAAUAAAUCGCACUAAUUCCGAAUUGAGUAAUGUAAGUGCGACGGUUCGCAAACUGAAGAAUAUGCAAAAUGAAUAUACUAAUUCGAUUAAUGAUUUAAAAGAUAAAAUCGAUUCAAGCGAAGCUACAUCUGCUGACGUUUUUCGAAACGAAGCUGCUGAGUUGGAGAAAAAAUUAACUGCGGAAAAUGCCACGGAAAAGCUCUUGACUGAGAAUGUGCAAGAACUUCAGAAAAAUGUAGAAUCUCUGCACGUAGAAGUCAAGCGUUUUAGAGACUUAAGGCACAAUUUACACACAGUUAUUGAUCCUCUCAAUGAUCAAAUAAAAGAAUUUAUGCAGGAAAAGGAAAGACAUCGGCUUGAAUGUCAGCGCGCUACUCGAAAGUUACCAAAAAUUCAGCAAGCUAUACAAUGCACAACAGGGGAAUUUGAAAUACAAGAAAGAGCUACAAAGAAAGCAAUUUCCGAUGCUACUGCAAAGUGUCCAAGAAUAGAUACGACAAGAUCGAUAAAUCAAAUUAAAGCUACACGAAAUGAUUUGCGAGACAAAAUUCGCGAAGUAGAGCAUCAAUAUGGCUUUAUGGAUGAUUUGCGACAACAAUUGGAAGAAAAGGAGCAAAAGUAUGGGCAAAACAUCGAAUCUAUAACUCGUUUGAAACAAAGUUGGGAAAAACACAUACAACGAGUGGAAACUCGACAAAGCGACUUUAUAAAGUUGAGAAAUUUGUACAGUUCUCUAGUGCAAAAUUCUUUCACUGAUAUGCUCUCUCUAAGACAAUAUAAGGGCACUAUAGUAAUUGAUCAUUCAAACAAAGUCCUUGACUUGAAAGUGAGUGCGCGAGAUACUGAAAAGACUGCUAAAGACACCAGAUCGCUCUCAGGAGGCGAACGAUCUUACUCAACUGUUGCGUUCAUUUUGGCUUUAUGGGAUUGCAUUCAGCUUCCAUUCUUUUUCCUCGAUGAAUUCGAUGUAUUCAUGGACAAACUAAAUCGGCGGGUGAUAAUGGAUAUUCUUUUGGAUCACACUAGAUCGCAUCCACAAAGUCAAUUUGUUUUCCUCACACCCUUAGACACGUCACACAUUCUUCCCGAUGAUUAUGUAACAAUUCAUCAGUUACAACCACCAGAAAGGAGAGGUCUGACUCUGACUCAGUAAAUGUUUCGAUAUUAUUUCUUUUUUUUUUUCUCGGUGAUUAAAUAUUUUCCUUUCGUCGCAUUGUAUAAGACGAAGAAAUGUAUUUAUUUUUUUCCUUGCUCAACAAAGGUGUUAAAGUUAUCUAGCAAUAAGCAAAAGAACAUUAUCAUAAUGUGAUUUUAUGUUGUUGAAAGAAACGUAAAUAUUUA
Molecule: messenger RNA, 3778 nt
Organism: Nylanderia fulva
Lineage: Eukaryota; Metazoa; Arthropoda; Insecta; Hymenoptera; Formicidae
Gene: SMC6
Product: Structural maintenance of chromosomes 6
Biological process (GO): double-strand break repair via homologous recombination
Cellular component (GO): Smc5-Smc6 complex; site of double-strand break; nucleus
Molecular function (GO): single-stranded DNA binding; damaged DNA binding
Source: RefSeq, a predicted model, not a curated record